AUGGUGCUCAAGGCGAACAAACGUCCCGCAGAGUUGGAGAAGGGCACGAGAGAGAAGUUUGAGCGAGCAUACAAGAAAAACGAGUUCUAUACCAAGAUAAUGGAAGGCAGAGGAGACACGACCAUCUUCACAGUAAAAGAUGGACUGAUUUUCCGCAUCUCAACCAGCAGCGCACACAGGCAUCGAGCGAACCGCCAACGCUGUCAAGAUGUGGUUCUGGUGGAAGAGCAUGCUUGA
Messenger RNA from Plasmopara halstedii, 237 nucleotides. RefSeq lists its product as uncharacterized. The coding region runs from base 1 to 237 and encodes 78 amino acids. The record is from RefSeq and is a predicted model, not a curated record. The transcript is spliced from 2 exons. NCBI's taxonomy places the organism in Eukaryota, Oomycota, Peronosporomycetes, Peronosporales, Peronosporaceae.